GAGUUUAAAUCUUCAAACUUCCUCAAAACCAUCAUCAUGAAAUAUUCCAUCUCGGUUGUGUUGAUUUUUACAGUGCUCGCAAGGGACCACGUAUCGGGAAACGAAGCAGAAGAAGCAUUGAGGAAACUAGAAUCAACUGUCAGCCAGACCUUGGAUAGAGGCAGAAGUGACCUCGACGAUUCUGUGAACAGAGUGAAACAGGCUGCCCAAACGGAAUACGACAAAACGUUGGAGACGUUGAAGUCCAUGCAGGAAAGCGCUCUGAUUGGGUUCGAGGAGAUCAAAAAGAGGGCGUUGGCAGCAGGAGUGAACAUCGAUGGCUAUCCUGGUGUUGACAGAUUGAGGAAACUGCAGAGUGGUGUAUCAAUGAAUCUGGAGGGUAUGCUUCGUUGUCUCGAUGAGCAGUCCAGCGAGGCCACCAAAUUGGCACGAAAUGCGUUGGACAAGAUACUGGAAGAAACUGCUGAUGUUGAUUCCCUUCGAGAGGAAGUUAGCAAAUGUAGUCCAACAAACCUGGGUUGUUUUGUUCAACCACUUCUGGAAAUGGGGAGGGGCUCACUUCAUGUUCCUCCAAAUAUAAUGUUCACUGUGAUCGAAACUGUACAAACGAUUCUCAGUUCGAUCACAACUAAUAUAAAUGAAUGUACCAAGAGUGCUGUCACUGGGAUGAGCUCUGAAGUGUCAAAUGUACUUGGCGAUUUCGAUGCUUUCGUUGCUGGAAAACCAAAACCUCGAUAAUAUAUUCAGUGAUUUUG
Messenger RNA from Phaedon cochleariae (mustard beetle), 755 nucleotides. Lineage: Eukaryota; Metazoa; Arthropoda; Insecta; Coleoptera; Chrysomelidae. The record is from the annotation of a GenBank genome assembly.